UGAAAGCGGGUUGAGGGAACUAAGACAUUGCCCUGAAGAGAAGCUGGAGAACAGCCCUGGAGCUCUGUCUGCACUAGGUAAAGGACAGCCCAUCACGCCUCUUGCUUUAACCAAAAAACGUCCCCCCAAACCCUGGAGAUACACUGGUGGUUGAACUGAUUUUCCAGAGGCAGCAUGGACAUCAAGGAGUAUUUCACCAGGAUUUCUUACCAGGGCUCCUAUGAUAAACCGGACUUGGCUACCUUGACAGAUAUAUUCCAGCAUCACAUCCGAGCGGUCCCUUUUGAAAACCUCAGCAUCCACUGUGGGGAGGGCAUUGAGCUGGGCCUGGAAGUGACUUACAACAAGAUAGUGAGGAAGAAACGUGGGGGCUGGUGUAUGGAAAACAACUACAUUUUGUCCUGGGUCUUGAAAACCCUUGGCUAUGAUGUCACCCUUCUGGGAGCAAGAGUUUAUGUCCCCGAGUACGGUGCAUAUGCAGAUGAAAUGGACCAUUUGCUGCUAAAAGUGGUGCUUGACGACAAACCGUACAUUGUGGAUGGUGGGUUUGGGAUGGUCUACCAAAUGUGGGAGCCCAUGGAGCUGAUUUCGGGGAAAGACCAGCUGCAGACUCCUGGGGUCUUUCGCUUCCUGGAGGAGAGCGGGGUCUGGUACCUGGAGAAGGUGAAAAGGAAGCAGUGGGUUGUCAACCAUAGUGACUCCACUUCCCAUAACGAGGAAAAAGAAGUUUGCCGUCAGAUUUAUCUCUUUACCCUUCAGCCAAGAGACAUAGAAGAAUUCAGAGCCUGCAACAUCCACCUGCAGACUGCGCCGAACUCCCUGUUUGUGACAAAGUCUUUCUGCAGCCUGCAGACCCCUGACGGCGUCCGGGCUCUGGUGGGGUGGAAACUCACUGAGAUGAAGUACAAUUAUAAGGAUAAUAUGGAUCUGGUGGAAAUGAGGAACCUUGCAGAUGAAGAAAUAGAGAACACACUGAAAGAGAAAUUCAAUAUAACACUAGACAAGAAAUUAGUACCUGUCAAUAGAAGCAGGUUGUGUAUGUUUUAAUUUACUGCCUGAAUUAUAAUUCAAUCCAGUGGCAUUACUUGCAAUCCUUCCCCCUGUUUCUGACAAGCAUCUAAAGGUUUUCUCUUUCUAUCUAUACUGGUGUAAGGCAGAACAUAUUAGCAUGAAGCUGGAAAAGAAAUUGAUUUUCACAACUGCUCCUGCAUCUCUUUUUGGUUUGGGUACAAAUAAUUUCUUCCUAGCUCAAUCAAACCACUCUCCUUCUGUUUGUGCUUAGCUGGAAGCAGACUCUGCCCAUUCCCUACUCCUUUCAUCUCUUAAAAGCUUUUCCAAAUGCACCUGGAGUAGCAGAGCUGAGUGAUGGACCUGUAUGGCUCUUCAUUACUUUGUGCUGCCAUCUGGGGAAAAAAUCAUACCCACCUCUUAAAUGAAUACCAUAUUAUUUUUGAAUUUAAUAGAAAAACAAAGCCAUCCAGUGCCAAGUUUGCUCCAGUUAGGCCAUAAGCCUGUGCUUUUUGCUCUUGUGUUCACAACACCCUCUCACACUACAGUCAGACAGUCCCACACCUGUGUUGCGCUGUGUGAAUACUUACAGACUGGCUAUUUAUGGCCUAAAACUGAUGAUGAAGAAUAGUAACAGACAAUUCUGUCUUGUUUCAGACUGGGCACAAUUCCUGUUCUCUGACAUAACCAAACAGCAGUAUUUCUUCAAACUGAAAGCAUCUCCCCUGCACUUUGUUUGCUGCCACCCAGCAGCUCACAGCUGGGAAUACAUCGUCCUCUCGCAAAACUCUGCUGCAAGUGUUAUCGCACAUUAAUUAUUGUGGCUGAACUCAAACACAUGUGCAGAAUUAUUCUUCUGAAAUGUAUCUGUUCUACUGGGGCUGUGUUUGAAGUGAUACUAAUUAUAUUGAUACAAGGAGAAAUGACGAAUCUUAAUCAGAUACCUAAAGGCUAAGAUUUUUAGUAUGAUAAAUUACUCAAAUGUAAUCACUUCGCCCUUUGAGAUGAUGCUUGAUGUUCCUUUAUGUACAAAUUAUGGAAACAUUACAACUAUGCACUUAUAAUUAAGUAAAUUAUAGAAGUGAAUUACAAUUAAAAAAAAUCAAGAAUCAUGAAGUAGAAA
Columba livia (rock pigeon) is the source of this 2131-nucleotide messenger RNA. RefSeq names its product arylamine N-acetyltransferase, pineal gland isozyme NAT-3. The record is from RefSeq and is a predicted model, not a curated record. The coding region runs from base 175 to 1047 and encodes 290 amino acids. The transcript has 2 exons. Gene Ontology annotation, molecular function: arylamine N-acetyltransferase activity. Lineage: Eukaryota; Metazoa; Chordata; Aves; Columbiformes; Columbidae.